UAAAAAUGGAGAUGUUGAUGAAGAUCAUUGGAGGGCAAUUUAUUUUCUGUUGUGUGUUUUUCCAUGUUCUUGUUGCUGGUGGUGAGAGUCUAGAAGCACCAGAACUUAAGAAAAAUUGCACAUAUGUGAUCACCAUAGAAACCACAUGUACAUGGGGAGCUGAAACCUCAAAUCUUGUGAGUCUAAGGUUUGGUGACACAAACUCCAAUGGCAUAUUGGUGAGACACCUAAACUCCAAGCACUUAAGAAAAGUUGACCCUUUGGAUCCUAGGGUUCUUGAUGACAUGCCAAGGAAACCAUUCCAAGCAUGCAUGGUGGACCAAUUUGAGGUCACAGCACCAUGUGUUGAGUCUCCCAUCUGUUAUUUAUAUCUCAAGCUCGUUGGAAACGAUGAUUGGAGACCAGGUUUUGCUCAGAUUCAAGUUCUUGAAGGCUCUCAUCUCAAUUCUGAUUAUUUUUAUUUUAGAAGAUUUGUGCCUAGACAUGUCUGGCAUGGCUCUGAUGUGUGUGAUAGUGAGGUUACACCCUUUGGACUCAAGAAGAAGAAAAAGGUUUCUGUGAACAUUCCAUGAGUUUAGUCAUGUAAUUUCAUGUUACUUUUUAUUUUCAUUUUCGAUCUUUCUUUUGACUAAGUGAGGAAAAAAAAUUGGUUCUUCUUAAUGUUUAAACUAACUGAAUAUUGUCUUUAAAGUAAAGAGUAAAUGUAUAGUAGUGUUGUAAAAUGUACCUUACCUUACCAACAAAUAACGUAAUAAACUAGGGAGAGUGUUAAG
This is a messenger RNA of Vigna umbellata (rice bean), 773 nucleotides long. RefSeq names its product embryo-specific protein ATS3A-like. Lineage: Eukaryota; Viridiplantae; Streptophyta; Magnoliopsida; Fabales; Fabaceae. Gene Ontology annotation, molecular function: protein binding. The record is from RefSeq and is a predicted model, not a curated record.